UAGCAGUGGGCUGACACACAUACAAAACAUUGUUGCGGACGAGUUGUUGAAUGCGCCUUAUUUCACCUUACAAAGUCUGUAACCAGCGGGAAAACACGGUGCUCUCUCUGGUGUCGGACAAAGAAGUCUUCAUCGUGCGUGUCAUGUGUCGCAGUGAAGAAUUCAGAGUUUCCUGCAGAGCGGUGCGUCGUCAUCAGGUGAAGCUGUUACAACGUUAACCAUCAAUCACAGACCAAAGGACGCAGAUGUUGCUGCGAUGUGUUACACUCACACAUGAAGCAGAAGAAGAUCUCAUCAAAGACAUCCUCUGCUUCCUCUGAUUGAUGAAACUUGCAGAUUUUCCUCCUAACUCCUCCACCACAAAAGUGUGUCCACCCUGAGCCCGUCUUCAUCCACAAACAUCCUCCUCAACCUCUCACUGGACUGACUCUACUGUCAGUGAGGUUCUUUCACAGAUGUCGACCUCACGGUUAAAAGACCCCUCUGAGUCUCCGACACUGCGACCCUAAACAGAAAACAAGAUGACCUCCAGCAUUGACCGGGAUGACAGCAGCAUCUAUGAUGGCUUUAAUGAAGAGGAUGAUAAGGACAAAGCUAAACGCGUGUCCCGUAACAAUCUGGAGAAGAAGCGCAGAGAUCAGUUCAAUGGCCUCAUCAAGGAGCUGGGCACCAUGCUGCCCGGAAACACUCGCAAGAUAGACAAGUCGACUAUCUUACAGAAGAGCAUCGACUUCCUCCACAAACACAAAGAAAUUGCUGCUCAGUCAGAGUCGACAGAGAUCAGACAGGACUGGAAGCCUCCUUUUCUCAGUAAUGAAGAGUUCACUCAGCUGAUGUUGGAGGCGUUGGAUGGAUUUUUUCUUGCUAUCAUGACCGAUGGGAAUAUAAUCUACGCUUCUGAGAGUGUGUCGUGUCUGCUGGAACACUUACCUUCUGACCUUGUGGAUCAGAAUGUGUUAAACUUCCUGCCUAAAGGAGAGCAGUCAGAGGUUUAUAAAGCUCUGUCGUCUCACACCGUCGAGGGAGAGACUCUGUCUCCAGAAUAUCUGAAAACAAAGAAUCAGCUGGAGUUCUGUUGCCAUAUGCUCAGAGGGACGAUGGACCCCAAAGAGCCUCCUGUGUACGAGUAUGUGAAGUUCAUAGGAAACUUUAAAGUCCUCAAUAACGUGCCUAACUGUAACCGAAACGGUUUUGACGGAGUGAUCCAGCGGUCGCUUCACUCCGCCUUCGAGGAGCAAGUGUGUCUCAUAGCCACCGUGAGGCUCGCCAAGCCUCAGUUCAUCAAGGAGAUGUGCACAGUAGAAGAGCCUAACGAGGAGUUCACCUCCAGACACAGUUUAGAGUGGAAAUUUCUCUUCUUGGACCACAGAGCGCCCCCUAUCAUAGGUUACCUCCCGUUCGAGGUCCUGGGUACAUCGGGGUAUGAUUACUACCACGUGGAUGACCUGGAGACGCUGGCUAAAUGUCACGAGCACUUGAUGCAGUACGGGAAGGGAAAGUCCUGCUACUACAGAUUCCUCACUAAAGGGCAGCAGUGGAUCUGGCUUCAGACUCAUUACUACAUCACGUAUCAUCAGUGGAACUCCAGACCCGAGUUCAUCGUCUGCACACACACUGUAGUCAGUUACGCUGAAGUCAGAGCUGAGCAGCGCAGAGAGCUCGGGAUGGACGACUCGCCGCCUGAGGUCACAGCGGACAAGCAGUCUCAGGAUUCAGGCUCAGAGUCUCAAAGGAACACGCCGAGCCUGAAGGAGGCGUUAGAGCGUGUCAACCACAACCAGACGCCCUCCGCCUCGUCCCGUAGCUCACGUAAAUCUACACUCACCGCCGUGUCUGACCAAACCUUGUCUCAGGUGAAGCUGCAGGGCGACCAGAGCACACCGGGCCGACAGUCUGCCUCUGCCAUGGACAUGACGUCACAGCGCAGGUCGUCUAUCAGCAGUCAGCAGUCGAUGAGCUCUCAGAACACAGGGCAGAACAUGGCUCCAUCCAUGGUUUUACAAACACAUCAACAACAACAACAACAGCUGCUACAACAACAACAACAACAACAACAACAACAACAACAACAACAACAACAACAACAACAACAACAACAGCAACAGCAGCAGCAGCAGCAGCAGGUUCAAAUCAGCAGCCAGUCGAUCUCCAGUCAGAUAGAAGCCAUGCAGCACCUGAAGGAGCAGCUGGAGCAGAGGACCCGACUGAUCGAAGAAAACAUCCAGAGGCAGCAGGACGAGUUGUCACAGAUACAGGGCGAGCUGCAGAGAGUGCAGGGACAGGGCCUGCAGGUCAGACAAACUCAUGAACAGAUCUUUGUGCUUGAAGGUGUAGUCGAUUUAGAAAGAGUCAUAGUAUGUUACUGUGAGUUUCAGACGUUCCUGCAGAAAGGAGCCGGAGGAGGACUGAACGUCAGCUCUGUACAGCUGAGUCAGGGGAACUCUGUGCAGCAGGGACUCAGCAUGCAGGGUCAGAUGGUCUCUGCAGGACCUCUGCAGAACAACAUACAGCAGCACCAUCCUUUCCAGAGCCAGACGCAGAUUCAGAUCCAGAGCCAGCAGCAAACACUGCUACUGGAUCAGAACACGGCACUCUCACAGUCUCAGCGGUCGUCCGUCACUCUGCAGCCUCAACAGAAUCAACUUCCUGCGUCCCUCUACAACACCAUGAUGAUCCCCCAGCAGAGCCAGACCAACAUGGUCCAGAUUGCCACCAGCCUGUCUCAGAAUCCUGGAGCCAACACCCCCGCUGUGGCUACGUUCGCACAGGGCCGAGGAGCGCAAAUCAGGUUCCCUGCCACUCCUCAGCUGCUCACUAAGCUAAUGACCGGUCAGAUGACGUGCGGGGCCGUCAUGGUCCCCACCACCAUGCUUAUGGGCCAGGUGGUGACUGCCUUCGCUCCUCAGCAGGGGCAGACUCAGACUAUCAGAAUUUCCCAGCAGCCUCAGCAGCAGCAGGAGCAGCAGCAGGUUCAGACGCAGCCACAGGUCACAACGCUGCAGCAGGGACAGACUCCUCUGACCCAGCAGCAGACACAGUUCCUCCAGGCUCCUCGACUUCUUCAUGGGAAUCAGUCCACUCAGCUGAUCCUGCAGGCCGUCUCUCUGCAGCAGCAGGGAACCUUUACUGCCACGAGCCAACAACAGCAGCAACAACAACAGUUACAACAACAACAACAGCAGUUACAAUUACAACAACAACAGCUACAAAAUCAUCAACAACUUCAGCAGCAGAAACAGACGUUGGCUCCUCACAGGACGGACAGUUUGUCUGAUCGCUCCGCUGCUCAGCCUCAGUGAACGAUGAACUCUUUUAAGAGACCGUGGUGUGUGUCUUGGACUGGAGGAGUUCUUCACAUAGCGACCCCCCCCCCACACACACACACACACACACACACACACACACACACACACACACACACACACACACACACACACACACACACACACACACACACACACACACACACACACUGAUGUUUUCUGUUCGCACUAAAAACUCCUGAGCUGCAGAGGAGCCAGAACCGACCAUUACAGGUCCAGGUCGAAGCCUUUUCUCUGAGAAGACGGGGCGCCACGACCCCCGUGCGUGCGUGCGUGUGCAGCCCCCCCCCCCCACACAGAGUUAUUUUAUGCAGAGCUCUCAGGCCUCACGUCCUGCAGCCAGAUUGUUUGUUUGUUUGUUUGUGUGUGUGUAGUGUGGGAUGUUUUCUCGUUUGUGUAAUGUAAAAAAAAUAACUGAUGGGUCGGGAAAUAUUUUUCAGAAUUCGAUGCAGAUCGAACUUUUACUGUACAGAACAUGAUGUGUAAUAUAUUCUGUAAAUAUGAGAAAGAAGAACUAAUAUUUUAUAUAAUGCAUGUGAUGAAAUGUGUUUUCUGUUCUUUGCAGCUUUGUUUGUUUUCUCUAAGAAAAACAAAGUCUUAAAUGCUACGUCGCUGUUUUCACACACACACACACACCAACACACACACACACACACACACACCAACACACACUCACACACACACAUUCUCCUGUGGGAUGUUUUUGUUAAUGCUGCUUGUCGUGUCCGUUUGUUUAAUUCUUGAAGCCACCAUUCACAGAAUUUUGUACAAUUAUUAGAGCGAGAGAAAGUAUUUCUGAACUCUUGCACGAUAAAGUGUUGUGAGUGUGAACGAUGAAGGUUCAGCUAAAUGUGAGAUCAGCCUGUGUGCGCCCUGGAGAGGCUUCAUUCAAUCUAUAAUUAUUUUCAAAACAUAAAACCAAACCUAUCAGACCUAUC
Molecule: messenger RNA, 4261 nt
Organism: Labrus bergylta (ballan wrasse)
Lineage: Eukaryota; Metazoa; Chordata; Actinopteri; Labriformes; Labridae
Source: RefSeq, a predicted model, not a curated record